GUUACAUAUGCCGUCUGCAAGCCCCACCUCGAAUCCGUAAGCCUUACAAUAAUGCCCGUGUUCUUCAGAACGUGCUUGUAGUUGUAAAAUCUAAGAGAGAUGCCAGAUCCAAAAGAGGUGAAAAAACCUCCAUUCAUACACCAGAUAUAACUUACAGACAAACUUUCAUGCAACUUGCUGCAACCUUUGACCUUUGGAUUCAAUCCCCCCUACAAACACGGAAGGGGAGGGUUUAUACCUUGAUAUUUCCAGUCAAUCUGUUCCUACCAGAGUCGACUACCCCAAGUUCACAACCGUUAUCCAAAAAGCAAAGCAAAAAAGCAGAGGACUUUGAUUGAAGCAGAGCACAGAGUCUUGAACAUCAAGAUGAAGGCGGAGACUAUGACAUUGGUUUUGGUAAAUCUAGCGAGUAUUAUGGAAAGUGCUGAUGAGAAGUUGGUGCCGGCGGUGUAUAAGGAGUUGGGGGCUGCUUUGCACACAGACCCUACUGGUUUGGGCACACUAACUUUGUAUCGAUCCAUAGUGCAGACUUCUUGUUACCCACUAGCAGUUUACCUGGCUCUACGCUACAACCGUGCCCACGUCAUUGCCCUCGGCGCUUUUCUCUGGGCCACCGCCACGUUCCUCGUCGCCAUCUCUUCCACCUUCUUCCAGGUAGCGGUGUCACGAGGUUUAAAUGGAGUUGGGCUUGCCAUUGUCAUACCUGCCAUUCAGUCUUUUGUCGCUGACUCAACUGACGUUAACAAUCGUGGUACGGCUUUUGGAUGGUUAUACCUAACAGGAAAGCUCGGCUCCAUAACUGGCGGGUUCUUUGCCGUACUACUAGCCUCAACAUCAUUCAUGGGCAUAACUGGCUGGAGGAUUGCUUUCCUUGUAGUGGGAAUUGUAAGUGUUAUAGUUGGUAUACUCCUCCGCAUCUUUGCAAAUGAUCCGCACUUUCCGAAGAGUGAUAGUGGAGCUAAUGGUCGAGUGAUUCAUAAGCAUUUUUGGUCAGAUGUUAAAGAGCUAAUUCAGGAAGCAAAUUCAGUAAUUAGAAUACCAUCUUUUCAGAUAAUUGUGGCUCAAGGUGUCUCUGGAUCAUUCCCUGGAUCAGCUUUGUCAUUUGCCCCUAUGUGGCUGGAGCUUUUAGGUUUUUCCCAUGAAAAGACAGCAUUCCUUUGGACCAUUCUAGUAGUUGGUGCUUCUUUUGGAGGUCUGUUUGGUGGAAGGAUGGGGGAUAUCCUUGCUAAACGCUUGCCCAAUUCUGGAAGAAUUAUCCUGUCACAAAUAAGCUCAGCUUCGGCUGUUCCCUUAGCUGCAGUUUUGCUGCUAGUACCGCCUGAUGAUCCAUCCUCUGCAUUCAUGCAUGGGCUUGUCUUGUUCAUUAUGGGAUUUUUUACAUCCUGGGAAGCUGCGGCAACUAACAAUCCAAUAUUUGCAGAGAUAGUCCCUGAGAAGUCUCGUACAAGUGUCUAUCCUUUGGAUCGAACAUUUGAGACAAUACUAGCGUCAUUUGUGCCCUAUGUAGUUGGAAUUUUGGCUCAGCACGUUUAUGGUUAUAAACCAAUUCCAAAAGGGUCAUCAAACUCUGCAGACGCUGAAACAGAUAGACAGAAUGCUGCAUCACUUGCCAAGGCACUCUACACAGCAAUUGGCAUUCCUGCGGCAAUCUGUUGCUUUAUCUAUUCCUUGCUGUAUUGCACAUAUCCAAGAGACUGUGAUCGGGCAAGAAUGGUUGCCUUGAUAGAAUCUGAAAUGCAGGUGCUUGAGGUACCUCCAUCAAGCGAAAUUGACAUUGCUUAUGAAGGGGAGAACAGCCUUGACUUGGAUGAUAAUGAUGAUGAGUCAUCUCUGCUUUCACGUUAGCUUCCACUCAAAUUUGGAUAUGUAAGGAACUCAAAUAAUACAAAGCUUCCUGGGCACACAAAAUUGUUAAUUGCUCAAGAAGUUCCUACGAGUUAUUUCCGAAAUAAUAUUAGUUAUCAUACUAUAUUUAGUCACAAACUUGUAAUUGAAUCUUAUUUAGAGAUUUAGGAUUGGUAAAACGUGCAAAAAUAUAGGCAUAUUUAGUGGUAUUGUUCAGUUUAGAGUGCAUUGCAUUGAUGCUAACCAUGGAAGUUUAAAUGGCUUUUCUGAGAGCAGCCAGAUGCAGUUCUUUUCAUGACUGUUCUGCUUCUUUCGCCUUUGCUUUCGCAAUUUACCUUGGCAUGGCACUCCUCUCCAGAAAGAAAGAUAACUAGCAUCGACAGAAAAUUACACACACAAUCAAUCAAGUUAAGCAUACUCUUCACUACGCAUGGCUGAGAAGUGCGGACAAAUUAUGAUGAGGAUCAUCCUGAUCAGAGUAUGAACUUGUAUUAAAGUACAACAGGGAUUAUUUUCAAGUGAAGCAUGGGCAACUAUGCAGUUUCAGUUUGGAUUUAUGAAGUUACAAUUAUAAUGUCUCUCUAAAAUUUUCAUUGAUAUGUAAAUGUCAUUUUUGCAGAGAUAGUCCCUGAGAAGUCCCAUUAUCUAUGUUUAAGAUGAACCAUUUGAAUCCAUGCUAGCAUAAUUUGAUCCUGCAGUGGCCUCUCGGGAUUCUGGCUCAACAUGUUUGUGGUCGUGAACCGAAUGUGCAACAAACUUCAAACUCUGCAGGUUUUGAAACAGAUAAGAGAGAAUGCGCAAGCACACACUCUUUUCUCACAAAGAGAUUGUACGAGUCUAGUAAAAUUUACAAAGAACAAUGAAAUACAUCCAAGUUGUUCUGUCUGACUUGGCUCAAUACAAGUGUGGUUUAUAAGAUGAACGAAGGCCCAAAGCAAAUACUAUUAAUUCUUGUAUGAACUAGAUCGAUGGUCCGGGAGGUAUAUUGAAAUGGGUAUUUGAGUAUAUACGUGUAAAUAUGAAUGGUUAAUUCACACAUGUUUAAGUAGUCACAUUAAUCAUAGAAUCGGCCCCCCUAUAUAACUGAUCAGACUUUCCACAUGUC
Molecule: messenger RNA, 2950 nt
Organism: Carya illinoinensis
Lineage: Eukaryota; Viridiplantae; Streptophyta; Magnoliopsida; Fagales; Juglandaceae
Product: benzoate transport protein-like
Exons: 4
Coding region: 367-1845 (492 amino acids)
Biological process (GO): transmembrane transport
Cellular component (GO): membrane
Molecular function (GO): transmembrane transporter activity
Source: RefSeq, a predicted model, not a curated record